Molecule: messenger RNA, 642 nt
Organism: Mycosarcoma maydis (corn smut)
Lineage: Eukaryota; Fungi; Basidiomycota; Ustilaginomycetes; Ustilaginales
Exons: 1
Coding region: 1-642 (213 amino acids)
Biological process (GO): protein deglycation, glyoxal removal; guanine deglycation, glyoxal removal
Cellular component (GO): nucleus; cytosol
Molecular function (GO): protein deglycase activity
Source: RefSeq, a predicted model, not a curated record
AUGCCAUCCGCAUUGAUCUUGAUCGCCGAGGGGACCGAAGAGAGCGAGUUCACGAUUACGUACGACGUUCUGGUUCGCGGGUCGGUGACGACGAGGUCGGUGUUGGUUGGAUCGUCAAGCACAUGGAGUGAUGCAUCGUGUGCACACUCGGUGGCGUACGUGACGUGUUCUCGGGGAGUCAAGAUCGUGCCUGAUCUGCAACUGGCUGACGUUGGCGGUGGCAAAGCGCUCGAGUAUGACUGCAUCGUGAUUCCGGGAGGUGCCAAAGGUGUCGAAACCAUCUCGGCGAAUGCGGACGUGCAGGCGUUGGUCGGCGCCAUGUACGCUAAAGGCAAAGUGGUCGGUGCCAUCUGCGCCGGCAGUCUAGCCAUCCACUCGGCAGCCAUCGCAAGAGACAGCGCUAUCACAAGCCAUCCCAGUGUCAAGUCGAGUCUGGAUCAACACUACGCGUACAAGGACGACAGAGUCGUGGUUGCCGAUAACCUCAUCACUUCUAGAGGCCCCGGCACCACGUUCGAAUUCGCCCUCGCCUUGCUCGACGCACUCGUCGGAAAGCACAACAGGCUCAAAAUCCAACCUCCGAUGAUCCUCCAUCCAAGCAUGUCCGCUCACGCCCAACCCGAGCCCGACCAGCUCAACUAG